AUGGUCGUGGACGUGGACGUGGACGUGGACGUGGACUUGGACGUGGACGUGGACGUGGACGUGGACGUGGACGUGGACGUGGACUUGGACGUGGACGUGGACGUGGACGUGGACGUGGACGUGGACGUGGUCGUGGAGGUGGACGUGGAGGUGGACGUGGACGUGGACGUGGACGUGGACGUGGACGUGGACGUGGUCGUGGACGUGGACGUGGACGUGGACGUGGACGUGGACGUGGACGUGGACGUGGACGUGAACGUGGACGUGAACGUGGACGUGGACGUGGACGUGGACGUGGACGUAGUCGUGGACGUAGUCGUGGACGUGGACGUGGACGUGGACGUGGACCUGGACAUGGACCUGGACAUGGACGUGGACGUGGACGUGAACGUGGACGUGGACGUGAACGUGGACGUGGACCUGGACGUGGACGUGGACGUGGACGUGGACGUGGACGUGGUCGUGGACGUGGACGUGGACGUGGACGUGGACUUGGACAUGGACGUGGACGUGGACGUGGACGUGGACGUGGACGUGGACGUGGACGUGGACGUGGUCGUGGACGUGGACGUGGACCUGGACGUGGACGUGGACAUGGACAUGGACGUGGACGUGGACAUGGACGUGAACGUGAACGUGGACGUGGACAUGGACGUGGACGUGGACGUGGACGUGGACGUGGUCGUGGAUUUGGACAUGGUCGUGGACGUGGUCGUGGACGUGGACAUGGUCGUGGACAUGGACGUGGACGUGGACGUGGACGUGGACGUGGACGUGGACAUGGACGUGGACGUGGACGUGGACGUGGACAUGGACCUGGACGUGGACGUGGACAUGGACAUGGACGUGGACGUGGACGUGGACGUGGACGUGAACGUGGACGUGGACGUGGUCGUGGACGUGGACGUGGACGUGGACGUGGUCGUGGACGUGGACGUGGACUUGGACGUGGUCGUGGACGUGGUCAUGGACGUGGACAUGGUCGUGGACGUGGACGUGGACGUGGACGUGGACAUGGUCGUGGACGUGGACGUGGACGUGGACGUGGACAUGGUCGUGGACGUGGACGUGGACGUGGUCGUGGACGUGGACGUGGACGUGGACGUGGACAUGGACGUGGACGUGGACGUGGACAUGGACAUGGACGUGGUCGUGGACGUGGACGUGGACGUGGACGUGAACGUGGACGUGGACGUGGACGUGGUCGUGGACGUGGACGUGGACGUGGACGUGGUCGUGGACGUGGACGUGGACAUGGACGUGGACGUGGACAUGAACGUGGACGUGGACGUGGACGUGGACAUGGACGUGGACGUGGACAUGGACGUGGACGUGGACGAGAACGUGGACGUGGACAUGGACGUGGACGUGGACGUGGACGUGGUCGUGGACGUGGUCGUGGACGUGGACGUGGACGUGGACGUGGUCGUGGACGUGGACGUGGACGUGGACGUGGACGUGGUCGUGGACGUGGACGUGGACGUGGACUUGGACUUGGUCGUGGACGUGGUCGUGGACAUGGUCGUGGACGUGGACGUGGACGUGGACGUGGACUUGGACGUGGACGUGGACGUGGACGUGGACGUGGUCGUGGACGUGGACGUGGACGUGGACGUGAACGUGGACCUGGACGUGGACGUGGACGUGGACGUAGACGUGGACGUGGACAUGGACGUGGACGUGGACGUGGACGUGGACAUGGUCGUGGACGUGGACAUGGACGUGGACGUGGACGUGGACGUGGACGUGGACGAGGACGUGGACGUGGACGUGGACGUGGACGUGAACGUGGACGUGGAGGUGGACGUGGAGGUGGACGUGGACAUGGUCGUGGACGUGGACGUGGACGUGGACGUGGACGUGGACGUGGACGUGGAGGUGGACGUGGUCGUGGACGUGGAGGUGGUCGUGGACGUGGACGUGGACGUGAACGUGGACGUGGACGUGGACGUGGACGUGGACCUGGACGUGGACGUGGACGUGGUCGUGAACGUGGUCGUGGACGUGGUCGUGAACGUGGUCGUGGACGUGGACGUGGUCGUGGACGUGGACGUGGACGUGGUCGUGGACGUGGACGUGGACGUGGACGUGGACGUGGACGUGGACGUGGUCGUGGACGUGGACGUGGACGUGGACGUGGACGUGGACGUGGAGGUGGACGUGGACGUGGACGUGGACGUGGACGUGGACGUGGUCGUGGACGUGGACGUGGACGUGGACGUGGACGUGAACGUGGACCUGGACGUGGACGUGGACGUGGACGUAGACGUGGACGUGGACAUGGACGUGGACGUGGACGUGGACGUGGACAUGGUCGUGGACGUGGACAUGGACGUGGACGUGGACGUGGACGUGGACGUGGACGAGGACGUGGACGUGGACCUGGACGUGGACGUGGACGUGGACGUGGACGUGGAGGUGGACGUGGAGGUGGACGUGGACAUGGUCGUGGACGUGGACGUGGACGUGGACGUGGACGUGGACGUGGAGGUGGACGUGGUCGUGGACGUGGAGGUGGUCGUGGACGUGGACGUGGACGUGAACGUGGACGUGGACGUGGACGUGGACGUGGACGUGGACCUGGACGUGGACGUGGACGUGGUCGUGAACGUGGUCGUGGACGUGGUCGUGAACGUGGUCGUGGACGUGGACGUGGUCGUGGACGUGGACGUGGACGUGGUCGUGGACGUGGACGUGGACGUGGACGUGGACGUGGACGUGGUCGUGGACGUGGACGUGGACGUGGACGUGGACGUGGAGGUGGACGUGGACGUGGACGUGGACGUGGACGUGGACGUGGACGUGGACGUGGAGGUGGACGUGAAGGUGGACGUAGAGGUGGAGGUGGACGUGGACGUGGACGUGGUCGUGGACGUGGUCGUGGACGUGGACGUGGACGUGGACGUGGACGUGGAGGUGGACGUGGACGUGGAGGUGGACGUGGACGUGGACGUGGACUUGGACGUGGACCUGGACGUGGACGUGGACGUGGAGGUGGACGUGGAGGUGGACGUGGACGUGGACGUGGAGGUGGACGUGGACGUGGACGUGGACGUGGACGUGGACUUGGACGUGGACUUGGACGUGGACGUGGACGUGGACGUGGACGUGGACGUGGUCGUGGACGUGGUCGUGGAGGUGGACGUGGACGUGGACGUGGACGUGGACGUGGACGUGGACGUGGUCGUGGACGUGGAGGUGGUCGUGGACGUGGACGUGGACGUGAACGUGGACGUGGACGUGGACGUGGACGUGGACGUGGACCUGGACGUGGACGUGGACGUGGUCGUGAACGUGGUCGUGGACGUGGUCGUGAACGUGGUCGUGAACGUGGACGUGGACAUAGACGUGGACGUGGACGUGGACCUGGACGUGGACGUGGACGUGGAGGUGGACGUGGAGGUGGACGUGGAGGUGGACGUGGAGGUGGACGUGGACGUGGACGUGGACGUGGACGUGGACGUGGAGGUGGACGUGGAGGUGGACGUGGAGGUGGAGGUGGACGUGGACGUGGACGUGGACGUGGUCGUGGACGUGGACGUGGUCGUGGACGUGGUCGUGGACGUGGACGUGGACGUGGACGUGGAGGUGGACGUGGACGUGGAGGUGGACGUAGACGUGGACUUGGACGUGGAGGUGGACGUGGAGGUGGACGUGGAGGUGGACGUAGACGUGGUCGUGGACGUGGACGUGGACGUGGACGUGGUCGUGGACGUGGUCGUGGACGUGGACGUGGACGUGGACGUGGACGUGGACUUGGAGGUGGACGUGGACGUGGACGUGGACGUGGACGUGGACAUGAACGUGGACGUGGACGUGGACGUGGACGUGGAGGUGGACGUGGACGUGGACGUGGACGUGGUCGUGGACGUGGACGUGGACGUGGACGUGGUCGUCGACGUGGACGUGGACGUGGACGUGGACGUCGACGUGGACGUGGACGUGGACGUGAACAUGGACGUGGUCGUGGACGUGGACGUGGACGUGGACGUGGACGUGGAGGUGGACGUGGACGAGGACGUGGACGUGGACGUGGACGUGGACGUGGAGGUGGACGUGGACGUGGAGGACGUGGACGUGGACCUGGACGUGGAGGACGAGGACGUGGACGUGGACGUGGACGUGGACGUGAACGUGGUUGUGGACGUGGACGUGGAGGACGUGGACGUGGACGUGGACGUGGAGGACGUGGACGUGGACAUGAACGUGGACAUGGACGUGGACGUGGACGUGGACGUGGACGUGGACGUGGACGUGGUCGUGGACGUGGACGUGGUCGUGGUCGUGGACGUGAACGUGGACGUGGACGUGGACGUGGACGUGGACCUGGACGUGGACGUGGACCUGGACGUGGACGUGGACGUGGACGUGGACGUGGACCUGGACGUGGACGUGGACGUGGACCUGGACGUGGACGUGGACGUUGACGUGGACGUGGACGUGGACGUGGACUUGGACGUGGACGUGGACGUGGACUUGGACGUGGACGUGGACGUGGACGUGGACUUGGACGUGGACGUGGACGUGGACGUGGACGUGGACGUGGACGUGGACGACGUGGUCCUGGACGUGGACGUGGACGUGGACGUGGACGUGGACGUGGACGUGGACGUGGUCGUGGACGUCGACGUGGACGUGGACGUGGUCGUGGACGUGGAGGUGGACGUGGAGGUGGACGUGGACGUGGACGUGGACGUGAACAUGGACGUGGACGUGGAGGUGGACGUGGACGUACAUGUGGACGUGGACGUGGACGUGGACGUACACGUGGACGUACACGUGGACGUGGACGUGGACGUGGACGUGGACGUGGACAUGGUUGUGGACGUGGACGUGGAGGACGUGGACGUGGACGUGGACGUGGACAUGGACCUGGACGUGGACGUGGACGUGGACGUGGACAUGGACGUGGACGUGGACGCGUGGACGUGGACAUGGACGUGGACGUGGACGUGGACGUGGUCGUGGACGUGGACGUGGACGUGGUUGUGGACGUGGACGUGGACGUGGACGCGUGGACGUGGACGUGGACGUGGACGUGGACGCGUGGACGUGGUCGUGGACGUGGACGUGGACAUGGACAUUGACGUUGACGUGCACGUGGACGUGGACGUGGACGUGGACGUGGCCGUGGACGUGGACGUGGACGUGGACGUGGACGUGGACGUCGACGUGGACAUGGUCGUGGACGUGGACGUGGACGUGGACGUGGACGUGGACGUGGACGUGGACAUGGUCGUGGACGUGGACGUGGACGUGGACGUGGACGUGGUCGUGGACGUGGACGUGGUCGUGGACGUGGACGUGGACGUGGACGUGGACGUGGACGUUGGCGUGGACGUGGACGUGGACGUGGACGUGGACGUGGACGUGGACGUGGGCGUGGACGUGGACGUGGACGUGGACAUGGACGUGGUCGUCGACGUGGUCGUGAACGUGGACGUGGACGUAGACGUGGACGUGGACAUGGUCGUGGACGUGGAUGUGGAGGUGGACAUGGUCGUGGACGUGGACGUGGAGGACUUGGACGUGGAGAUGGACGUGGACGUGGACGUGGACGUGGACGUGGACGUGGACUUGGACGUGGACGUGGACGUGGACGUGGACGUGGACGUGGACGUGGUCGUGGAGGUGGACGUGGACGUGGACGUGGACGUGGACGUGGACUUGGACGUGGACGUGGACGUGGACGUGGACUUGGACGUGGACGUGGUCGUGGACGUGGACGUGGACGUGGACGUGGACGUGGACGUGGACGUGGACGUGGUCGUGGACGUGGACGUGGACGUGGACGUGGAGAUGGACGUGGACUUGGACGUGGACCUGGACGUGGACGUGGACGUGGACCUGGUCGUGGACGUGGACGUGGACCUGGUCGUGGACGUGGACGUGGACGUGGACGUGGACGUGGACGUGGUCGUGGACGAAGACGUGGACGUGGACGUGGACGUGGACGUGGUCGUGGACAAAGACGUGGACCUGGACGUGGUCGUGGACAUGGACGUGGACAUGGACGUGGACGUGGUCGUGGACGAAGACGUCGACGUGGACGUGGACGUGGACGUGGACGUGGACAUGAACGUGGAUAUGAACGUGGACGUGGACGUGACCGUGAACGUGGACAUGGACGUAGACGUGGACAUGGUCGUGGACGUGGACAUGGACGUCGACGUGGAUGUGGAGAUGGACGUGGACGUGGACAUGGUCGUGGACGUGGACGUGGACGUGGACGUGGACAUGGACGUGGACAUGGACAUGGACGUGGACGUGGACGUGGACGUGGACGUGGACGUGGACAUGGUCGUGGACGUGGUCGUGGACGUGGACAUGGACGUGGACGUGGUCGUGGACGUGGACGUGGACGUGGACGUGGUCGUGGACGUGGACGUGGACGUGGACGUGGACGUGGACUUGGACGUGGACGUGGACGUGGACGUGGACGUGGACGUGACGUGGACUUGA
This is a messenger RNA of Closterium sp. NIES-65, 6462 nucleotides long. The record is from the annotation of a GenBank genome assembly. Lineage: Eukaryota; Viridiplantae; Streptophyta; Zygnematophyceae; Desmidiales; Closteriaceae.